Molecule: messenger RNA, 954 nt
Organism: Nematolebias whitei (Rio pearlfish)
Lineage: Eukaryota; Metazoa; Chordata; Actinopteri; Cyprinodontiformes; Rivulidae
Exons: 6
Coding region: 175-693 (172 amino acids)
Source: RefSeq, a predicted model, not a curated record
CUGCAGGGCCACAGGCCACUGGAUGGCGUGGAGCGCAUGCUUGUGGUCGGCUGUUUGUCUGUGUGAAGCUGGCAUGGCCUCCCCUUCCUCUGCAUCUGUUCCCCAUUAGCCGAGCCGAGAGUAUAAAGCAGGGAGCUGACUGCGGCUGGGAUCAGUCUACUUCCUGCCUGGAUCAUGGGGUUUGCUGUGUGGCUGUGCGCGCUGUGCCUGCAGGCGAGUCUGCUGUCGCACGCCUUGGACUGCUCCGGAGCGAGCCGGGGCGAGCUGUGCGUCGGCGGACAGACCGCAGACAGAAAGCAUGAUGAUCAGAGAGCGCUACCUGAGAGGCUGGAUUUGUUCAGACGUAAGAGGCAGCUGGAGCAGAGGGGUCCCACCCAGCUGAGUCACACCAGCCUGCCGGGAGCCGUCUCCGUCAAGGGCUUCCCUAAUGCUCUCAUCCAGGCUGAUCGGUCCAGGAGACACUUGACUCAAGCUGUGAAUAAGAGGAAGAGCAAGCGUAAAACCCGCCGCCCCGGCACCUUCUCCCUCCUUAGCCACGACUUCAACUCCACCCCCCUACAGGUGACCAGAGUGAGGAGACAAGUGAAGCUUGAUCCACCAAAGAGAGGGAAGUCGGGUCGUUCUGGAGCGUUCUCCGUCUUGGGAGAUCCACAGGCUGAUGGGCAGAGCGACGGAAUCAAAAUGACCGUGUAGACGUCGGGUGUUGCAGGAUGGGAUGUCCUGUCCGUUUCUCAAAUCCUAACAAAGAGUGGGCACAGGAACAAUAAAAAGUAGAGUAAACCAGGGCUGCUUUAAAACCUUAAUAUGCUAGUUUAGUUUCUGACGUGAGGCUCUGUGGAAAGGUUGAGAAUAAUCAAUAUGUUACCUGUUGUAGAUAACUCUUUGAGCAGCGUGACUUUAGAGAAAUGGAGUUAAAUUUUGACCUGAUGAUGAGCUAACGGCUAGUCUGAGGAG